AAUAGCUGGAGUAACCUCGUUUGGGAUUGUCGAAUGUCAGAGCGCGCUUCGCCAGCACAAACGACGAAAGGGUUAUAUCCAGUCAGGCGCCACCCUGCGAGGGAGAGCGCGGCUUUCUCUGCCACUCGGGCCGGAGGAGGAGGAGGCUGCUGACGGGCUGCUGGUGGCGGAGGAGAAGAGAGAAUAUAUAGUGUUCGUUACGGUGAUGCCCGAGAGAAGAGAGGACAAGACAGCUUUCCUUAGGAAAAUAGCUUUCUCCUCCAGCCUGUUCCCAAUCUGGCUGGACCACUUGGCUGAAGCAGAGACCCUCCGAUUCAGUAUUUGACUCUGUGGAUCAUUUUGAAAUGUGGUGGUUUCAGCAAGGACUGAGUUUCUUGCCUUCUUCCCUGGUUAUUUGCUCAUCUGCUGCUUUUGUGUUUCCAUAUGUUGUUGGAGUAUUCUUACACCAUAUUGACACUUUGGUACCCUAUAUCAGUGACUUAGGAACAACACCUCCAGAAAGAUGCUUGUUUGGAAUAAUGUUAUGCUUUGUUUCCUUCUUGGGUAUCGCUACCAUAUAUGUUCGGUACAAACAAGUCAGUGCUUUGAACCCUGAAGAACCCAAGAUGCUCAGACUCAAUAAGGCUGGCUUAGUGAUCGGAAUGGUUAGCUGUUUUGGGAUUUGCAUCAUUGCAAACUUCCAGAAAACUACUGUAUUUUUCAUACAUACAUUUGGAGCUUUCCUCACAUUUGGAAUUGGAGUCAUAUAUAUUCUGGUUCAGACAAUUAUUUCCUAUAAGAUGCAACCACAGAUUCAUGGGAAGGAUAUAUUUUGGAUCAGAUUUACAAUCCUGCUAUGGUGCGCAGUAAGCAUAAUGAGUAUGGCUAUUUCUUCAUUCAUUUUACUCAGCUUAAGUGGAAUAGAUUCCCUACAGAGGCAGCAUUGGAAUCCCCAGGAGAAAGGAUAUACCUUUCAUAUCAUUACCACAGUCUCUGAAUGGUCUUUGGCUUUCACUUUUGUCAGUUUUUUCCUGACUUUCAUCCGUGACUUCCAGAAAAUCUCAUUGCAUAUGGAAACAAGACUAUUUGGCCCUAAUCUUUAUCACACUCAAGAGCAGCUUCUACAAGAUGAGCAAGGAAUACCAAUCACAGGAAGCAUAUGAGAAGAAAACGGAGAAAAUGACAUAAAUUAGAACUUAUCUUGGAAAAAAGGCUUUGGUUCACAUAUAGCGCUCCCAUUUUUUUAAUAUGCAAAAAUCAUGAUGUCUUAUUAGUUCCACUGGCAUCAGCUCAUAUACAUGGAUAUAAGUACAGUCCUGUGCGAAGGUUUUAGGCAGUUGUGCAAAAAUGCGG
This is a messenger RNA of Pantherophis guttatus, 1332 nucleotides long. NCBI's taxonomy places the organism in Eukaryota, Metazoa, Chordata, Lepidosauria, Squamata, Colubridae. The record is from RefSeq and is a predicted model, not a curated record.